Molecule: messenger RNA, 1723 nt
Organism: Silurus meridionalis
Lineage: Eukaryota; Metazoa; Chordata; Actinopteri; Siluriformes; Siluridae
Product: transmembrane emp24 domain-containing protein 2
Exons: 5
Coding region: 154-780 (208 amino acids)
Biological process (GO): intracellular protein transport; Golgi organization; endoplasmic reticulum to Golgi vesicle-mediated transport
Cellular component (GO): endoplasmic reticulum; Golgi apparatus; COPII-coated ER to Golgi transport vesicle
Source: RefSeq, a predicted model, not a curated record
GACUCCUCCCCCGCAUGUCCGCGGCUAUCUGAGGGUUACAUUCACUUCCCCGUGUGGAGUGAAGCCGGACUCUGUCUCCCUCAUACAUAUUUUGUAUUAUAGUUUUAGAUAUAUACAUUUUCAUGCGUGUAUUUUGUUAAAGUAUUUUGCACCAUGUUGACCUUUUCGGAAGUCGCGGUCGUUCUGGCGGCUCUGUGCGCCACCGCGUCCGGUUACUUCGUCAGCGUUGACGCUCACGCCGAGGAGUGCUUUUACGAGCGAGUCAACUCGGGCACCAAGAUGGGCCUCAUGUUCGAGGUGGCUGAGGGCGGAUUUCUGGAUAUCGACGUGGAGAUCACAGGUCCUGACGGGAAGCAGAUCUACAAAGGGGACCGUGAGUCCAGCGGGAAGUACUCCGUGGCUGCACACAUGGACGGGACGUACAAGUUCUGCUUCAGCAACAAGAUGUCCACCAUGACACCCAAGAUCGUCAUGUUCACUAUCGAUAUCGGCGAGGCGCCCAAAGGGGACGGCAUGGAGACCGAGGUCGGUGGCGGGACCUGGGAUGCGCACCAAAACAAGCUGGAGGAGAUGAUCAACGAGCUGGCUGUGGCCAUGACGGCGGUCAAACACGAGCAGGAGUACAUGGAGGUCCGCGAGAGGAUACACCGAGCGAUCAACGACAACACGAACAGCCGCGUGGUGCUCUGGUCGUUCUUUGAGGCUCUGGUGCUGGUGGCCAUGACGCUGGGACAGAUUUACUACCUGAAGAGGUUUUUUGAAGUGCGGCGAGUCGUUUAAUUCUCAAGUUGUACCCUUUUUUUUUUUUCUUUCCUCCCCCCCCCCUAUUCCAAAGCGUCUCGCCGUACUUUGGACUUCUUUGGAGAAUAAAAGACAAACUAUUGAAAAAAGAAUAUAUAAAAAGAUGACCACGUCUAAACGGGUCGACCUGCGAAGGCCGCACUCGACUUCUGCUCCAAUCACGGGCCCGUUCGGGAAUUUUGUAUUCGCGUAAAAGGUGCGGCGAUUGAGAAUUUGCGGGGAAAGAAAUGUCACACUUUCACGUAUGAGGGAGAUGUGUGUGUGUGUGUAUAUGUGUGUGUUGGGGGGUGGGGAGGGGUGCACUUGUUAUCUAAUUGCAAUACACACUGCAAAAUACAUACGGAUGAAGCUUUUCAUUUGACUCACCCUCAUAUUUGUGGGAAAGUCAUUCACAGAAAAAUAAAUCAGUCCACCUUUUUAUGUAAAUUUUAAAGAUAUGGGACAUGAUGGUAAAUUUGACCAGGAUUUGAUUUUUUGGGGUUUUUUUUAUUUAGAAAAUUAUGUUGGGUUACAAUGAGAGUUCCCUGAUAUUUUUGAUUCUUACAGAUGCUUCUUUUUGACCCAUUUGCAAAUUAGAGACAGCAUUUUUUUUUAGGUGGUGGUGGUGGUGGUGGUGGUCAGGGUCGACCCCCCCCUUCAAAAUCUUCUUAAACUGAGUACAAAUCAGGAGUUUCUUAUCCACCUCGAGGUCAACGGAGUUCACAACACUGGAGUUUUUUCUUUUUUGUACUUUUUUUCCGUGAAGGAGGUUUUGAAAACAAAAAUUUAAAUCAUGUCAAGCCAGACGAAACUCCAGGUUUGUUUGUGUUUUGACUAAAGCUCAUUUACAGACUGUUUUGUCUGUAUUUUGAAAUUAAUCUCCACUCCUGUGUAAAAAAGCAAACAAACAAUAAAAUAAAGGCUGUUCAUGGUUUGGAUAAAA